This is a messenger RNA of Dermacentor silvarum, 1720 nucleotides long. RefSeq names its product cytochrome P450 2B9-like. The record is from RefSeq and is a predicted model, not a curated record. Lineage: Eukaryota; Metazoa; Arthropoda; Arachnida; Ixodida; Ixodidae. The transcript is spliced from 9 exons. The coding region runs from base 614 to 1678 and encodes 354 amino acids. Gene Ontology annotation, molecular function: iron ion binding; heme binding; oxidoreductase activity, acting on paired donors, with incorporation or reduction of molecular oxygen.
GUCUGGCCUCUUAGCAGGCGCCGAGUCAAGUAGAGGAACUCGGACCGGGAUUGGCAGUGUUUGCCGGCAACUCCUGACGGACUGCUAAUUCGCCACCGCCUACGCCGCCUGCCUCGUCUCGCCGACCCACAGGCUGCCCAGUAAUUAGAUAAUUGAGCCGUACCUCGCGGACGCACCACAAUGAUCGACUGGCUCACACUGGCGGGCGGCCUGCUGGCGGCUUCGCUGCUUUACCUGGCCACGCGGAGUUGGCUACACGGCAGGAGCAUGCCACGUGGCACACGUCUACCACCAGGUCCCCCCGGUCGACCACUCGUGGGUCACGUGCAGUUCACGCACAAGGACUUCCACUGCAACCAGGCGAUGAAGUGGGCCAAGCAGUAUGGACCCGUGUACAGAAUAAGGACCGGUUCGGCAGACAUGGUCAUACUGAACGACUUCCCGUCAAUAAAAAAGUUUCUCACGAAAGAAAGAGGUCCUGUACCGUCCCCAGAACUGGCUUUUCAGGGGAGAAGUAUAUGGAGGUGUGGCGACGCUCAAUGGCGAUACUUGGGUGGACAACAGAAGGUUUUGCUUACACGUCUUGCGGGAUCUGGGGUUCGGCAAGACCUCCAUGGAGGAACACGUCAAGGAAGAGUGUCAGUGCCUGGUGGAGAAGAUCGCCGAAGCCAAGGGAGCGCCCCUCGCAAUCCAGGAGUACAUCUUCCCGAGCACCUCGAACAACAUCGCAGCGCUGGUGUACGGUAGCCGGUACCCGUUUGAACACCCACGCCGCCGGUACCUGGACGAGCUGCUCAGCGAGCUGUUCAAGGCGAUUCGCGCUGGCACCCUGGUCGAAUUUUUGCCGCCAUUUGUGCGCAACGUUCUCACCUGGCUGCCUUCAACGCGGCGCACCGUCAUCAAGUCCAAGCUCUUGGAAUUCAUCGAAUACACACAAGGACAAGUCGAAGAUCACAAGGCCACAAUCGACGAGCAUUUCAACCGCGACUUCAUCGACGGCUACCUCAAGAAGAUCAAAGAACAUGAAAAGGAGCAGAACCCGAACUUUCAACAGCGGUUUCUCCUUGGCAACGUGCUCAGCUUCUUCAUCGCCGGCUCGAACACGGUGGCCGUGACCAUCCACUGGCACAUGCUCAACUUCGCCAACAAUCCGGACACGGUGCAAGCGAGGGUGCAGCGAGAAAUCGACGAAGUGGUGGGCAAAGAGAGGCAGCCCACGUGGGAGGACAGGAACAAGAUGCCUUACACGAUGGCCUGCAUCUGGGAGAUGUACCGCUGGAAGACCGUGUCGCCUCUCGGUGUUCCUAGAGGUGCCGGCGAGGACACCGUGUUCGACGAGUACUUUAUUCCCAAAGGAACCACCGUGAUUCCUAAUGUGUGGGCCGUGCACAACGACCCGACGCUGUGGAAAGAACCGUCCAAGUUCGACCCGACACGCUUCUUCAGGGAAGACGGCUCCCUCAUUCAGCCGAAACCCGAGCACCUGAUUCCCUUCUCUAUCGGGAAACGCAUGUGUCCCGGCGAGAUCCUGGCCUCCGUCGAGAUCUUCCUGUACAUCACGUGUCUUCUCCAGAAGUACCGUAUCCUGCCCGAAGAAGGGAAGAUCCACGAUCUCGACUCCAUCGACAUUCCACUGGUAGAACUAAACCGCUACAAGUUGACGUUUACGCCGCGGUAGACGCGCAAGCAAAAUACGUUGCCCAGCGCACAAUUUACGCUA